Molecule: messenger RNA, 666 nt
Organism: Dermacentor andersoni
Lineage: Eukaryota; Metazoa; Arthropoda; Arachnida; Ixodida; Ixodidae
Source: RefSeq, a predicted model, not a curated record
UCAUCAAGAUUCCAAGGUAUAAAAACCGCAGUGUUAAGGCAGCUUAUUCACAUUUCGCUCGAUACAAGCUGACAAAUACCCUGGGGCUCCUGAUUUUGACGUCAUGAGGCACAUUUCGGCAGCCAUUUGUCUCGUGGUCCUCGUCGCCUUUACGGCGGACGCAAACACAAUUCCCCAAGAAGGGUCUAACCUUGACACAACAUUGGACAGGGCGGCCGAAUGUGCCGCUCAGGAUGCUGUUCAUGUGGGUGAGAUCCUGCAAGAAGUGGCCCAGACCCUAGCUGCGGACGAAGCUAUUAAUUCUGAGAGUGAUGAGUACUUUCUUCGUGAUCUAUGGGAAAAAACAAAGGACGCUUUGAAGAAUGCCACUGAAAAUGUUAAGGCAACCGUGAAAGGCGCCUACAAGGAUGCCAAGGGCCACAUAAAGAAAGCCGCUGAGGACGCCAAGAAGAAAAUAAACGAAAAGGUAGCCGAGAUCAUAUCCAAGUUGUUAAGCAAAGUUAUGAGUGGCUAUGCCUUGGAGGAUUCUGAGAGCCGCGGGAACUUUGUCAAGCUGUUUCUCGAUGUCAUCAUGCGAGCAGCCCAGCGAUUUUUGAAGAUGGGCAAGGCUUUGGAAAGCAUUCAGAACUGAUGAGAAUAAAAUGCUCAGCUGCGAAACUCAUAAAA